Messenger RNA from Trichosporon asahii var. asahii CBS 2479, 276 nucleotides. Its product is annotated as cytoplasm protein. The transcript has a single exon. NCBI's taxonomy places the organism in Eukaryota, Fungi, Basidiomycota, Tremellomycetes, Trichosporonales, Trichosporonaceae. The coding region runs from base 1 to 276 and encodes 91 amino acids. The record is from RefSeq and is a predicted model, not a curated record.
AUGCUUCUCCAGUUCCCCAUCGACCCUCCGGCCAGCGCGCGCGCGGACCAGCUCGAGAUCAUUGCCGACUCGGUGUACGCGAGCUCGUCGACGCUCGACGGCCGCCGCUUCGCGCAGGAGUUCUUCACCCGCCGCAAGCAGGACGCGCAGCGCGCCGCCUCCGGCCGCCCCGUCCAGAAGGUGUCCUCGCUCGCUGACGUCGUCAAGACGCAGCCCAAGCAGGCCUCCUCGGACCUCGGCUUCAAGGUCGUCAAGAAGAAGGGCAAGAAGGCCUAA